UUCCAAAAUAUGUUACUCAUUGUCCCUCUCCCCUCCUUUUUCCUAUUUAUAUGAAAACAAGUUUUUGCAAAUUUCAGUGAGGCAAAGACUGUUGGUGCAGGAGGCAAUCACAGGAUUAGCAAACUCUCAACAUGGCAUUAUAUCUAAGCAUUCUGUCUGUGUUUUCAGCCCUUGCAGCUACUGGUGAUUCGCUCUCUUGUCAGACCUGCAUUUCCGCCAGUAAAACUCCAUGCCAAGGCAAAAGUCUUCUCUGCCCAUCUGAUAGUGCUUGUGCAGCUACUUACACAUUAACUACUGCAAAUGGCCGCACAAUAAGUGAAAUGUAUACCCUCUCAUGUGCACCUCUCAGACAGUGUGAUAAACCUGCAAGUAUGAGUAUUCCUAAUGGAAAAAUCAAAAGAGGAAUCUCUUGUUGCUUUGAGGACAACUGCACCCCUCCUACACCAACCUUGCCCCCUGAUAACUCUCGACUGAAUGGACAGAUCUGCCGCACCUGCACAUCUGCAGACUCCACCUGGUGUUAUACUGAUGAUACCAUGAGAUGUACAGGAGAGGAAAAUAUGUGUCUCUUGCAGACUACAGUGAUUUCAGGACCUGUAUCAAGCCAAGUAGCUCUACGAGGCUGUGCCACUAAGUCUAUGUGUGACCUUGGAAGCAAUUCUGUCAGUUAUCCUGGGUUUUCCAUGGAUCUCCACUUCUUCUGCACCAGCGGCAGCUUGGGUAUCCAUCAAGGCUACUUCAUGUCAAUGCUCGUCUCCAUCGCCUUAACGACAAUAUUAUGUCGUUCAUUUUGAGUCGUUUUUUUUCUAUUAAAAGCCUGAUGCCUGAUUCAAAAACCGCUCAGUAUUGGUCUUACCAUAUAAGUAUUAUUAUUCAGGUGGGAAACAUUUUUUUUUUUUUGGACAAUGAAUGAUGUAAAGUUGAGGAAUGUGAAAUUUAAAAGAAAUUUUGAAAUUUAAAACAAAUUUUGUGAUCAAUUAUUCCAGUGUUAUGGUGCCCAAUGCAAGUGCCCAGCCAACACAUUUCUGCACCUGCCCAUUUGUUCCCUCCUCAAUGUGUUCCCUUGUGUACAAAUGUCCUGACACAUGUAUCAGUCUUUUCGAAGAUUGAAACAGGCAGAAAGUCGGGAGAACGGGUACGUUCCCAGCACCCACCCACCAUUGCUCCCAACACUAGUGCCCAUACUUCCAACCCCUAGUUCUGGCCCUGCAUGAUCCACCCAUGUUGUCAUCAGAUCUCCUGAUCUUGGUUCUUGUUUCUAUGUAUCUACAUUACUAUGAAUUAAAUUGAUUUAUUUAAUAAUGUAGCAAAUGUAGAAUAGAUGUCACAUCAACAUUUAUCCAAUGUAUGCUAAAGAAUGUUAACUUGACACAAUGUUUGUACAUCAUUACAAGUAUGUAUCCCACCACUCACUGUAAUAAAGUUUCUCUCACUGAA
Molecule: messenger RNA, 1437 nt
Organism: Xenopus laevis (African clawed frog)
Lineage: Eukaryota; Metazoa; Chordata; Amphibia; Anura; Pipidae
Product: phospholipase A2 inhibitor and Ly6/PLAUR domain-containing protein
Exons: 5
Coding region: 132-794 (220 amino acids)
Source: RefSeq, a predicted model, not a curated record